AUGAAGGUGCUUCCCAGCCUCCUGCUCUCUGUCCUUCUGGCAGGGGUGUGGCUGGUGCCUGGAUUGGCCCUGGGCCUUCAUUGGUCGGAAGCCUGGGCAGGAGUAGAGACUCAGGGGCACCAAGCUCCUCUGAAUCAGACUUGGGAGGAAGUGCAGGCUCCCCCCGAUGAUGAAGGCAAGGAGACCUGGCUGAGGGCCAGCGAGCAGCAGCUCUCCAAUGAGACCUCGAACUUCGGGUUUAGUCUGCUGCGGAAGAUCUCCCUGAAGCACGAUGGCAAUGUGGUCUUCUCUCCGCUUGGCGUGGCCAUGGCCAUGGCAGGCUUGAUGCUGGGGGCCACAGGGGAGACCAGAGCCCAGGUGGAGAGUGGACUCCACCUGCAGGCUCUGAGCCAGAUGGAGCCCAGGCUGCUGCCAGCCCUCUUUAGGAGACUCAGGGAGACCCUCUCCAGCAACCGGGAGCUGGGUCUCACCCACGGGAGCCUGGCUUUCAUCCACAAGGAUUUUGAUGUGAAAGAGACCUUUCUCAAUUUAUCCAAGAGGUAUUUUGAUACAGAGUGUGUGCCUACGAAUUUCCGCAACGCCUCACAGGCCAGAGGGCUGAUGAAUCUCUACAUUAACAAAGAAACUCAGGGGAAAAUUCCCAAACUCUUUGAUGAGAUUAAUCCUGAAGCCAAAUUAAUCCUUGUGGAUUACAUCUUGUUCAAAGGGAAAUGGCUGACCCCGUUUGACUCUGCCUUCACCGAGGCUGACACCUUCCAUCUGGACAAGUACAAGGCAGUUAAGGUGCCCAUGAUGUACAGGGCAGGUCACUUUGCCUCUACCUUUGAUAAGAAUUUUCGUUGCCACAUCCUCAAACUGCCCUACCGAGGAAACGCCACCAUGCUGGUGGUCCUCAUGGAGAGAACAGGUGACCACCUGGCACUGGAGGACUACCUGACAUCAGACCUGGUACAGACAUGGCUUCGGAACAUGAAAACCAGGAAAAUGGAGGUUUUCUUUCCCAAGUUCAAGCUGGACCAGAAGUAUGAGAUGCACGAGCUGCUCAAACAGAUGGGAAUCAGAAGAAUCUUCUCAUCCUCAGCUGACCUCAGUGAACUCUCGGCCACGGCAAGAAAGCUUCAGGUGUCCAAGGUCUUACAACAAUCAGUGAUUGAGGUGGAUGAAAAAGGCACUGAGGCUGUGGCAGGAAUGAUGUCAGAAAUCGUUGCCUAUUCCAUGCCUCCCAUCGUCAAAGUGGACCGGCCGUUUCACUUCAUGAUCUAUGAGGAAACCUCCAGGACGCUCCUGUUUCUGGGCAGGGUGGUGAACCCAACUCUCCUGUGA
Castor canadensis (American beaver) is the source of this 1323-nucleotide messenger RNA. It is a transcript of the gene Serpina10, whose product is annotated as serpin family A member 10. Gene Ontology annotation, biological process: blood coagulation. NCBI's taxonomy places the organism in Eukaryota, Metazoa, Chordata, Mammalia, Rodentia, Castoridae. The record is from RefSeq and is a predicted model, not a curated record. Gene Ontology annotation, molecular function: serine-type endopeptidase inhibitor activity.